AUGAGCUUCUGCUAUUAUACAAAUAAUUGUUGUUGUCAUAAGUGUUAUAAUUAUUGUAAGUGUCAUAUUGUAGGUCAUUGGCUACCUAACUUUAAUCAAAUAUAUCAAAUAAAAAAUCCAUGUAUUUCUGAAUUUACUGAUGAAGUAAAAUUUCAAGACAAUAAAACUAUUUGUAAUAAUUGUACUUGUGAUCCAAAAAAACAGCAUCUAAAUAUUUGUUUUAGUCCUUGUAUAGAUUCUGGUAAUUUUGAACACUAUAAUCAGCAUCAUUGCAAUAGUUGUAUACAUUAUCAGUGUGAAAAUAUUGAAAAUAAGAAUAAUAAUGAAUAUAAAGCUCAUUAUUUAGCAAAUAAUUCAGAUACUUUAAAUCUUAAUUUUAAUGGUAAAUUACCUAAUAGUUUAUCUAUAUCUGUUGACUCAAAGGGAAUUGUGACAUUAGGAGUUAGUAAUAAUAUAGAAGAUAAUAAUAAAGAUUAG
Messenger RNA from Cryptosporidium muris RN66, 477 nucleotides. RefSeq lists its product as uncharacterized. The coding region runs from base 1 to 477 and encodes 158 amino acids. Lineage: Eukaryota; Apicomplexa; Conoidasida; Eucoccidiorida; Cryptosporidiidae. The transcript has a single exon. The record is from RefSeq and is a predicted model, not a curated record.